Messenger RNA from Rattus rattus (black rat), 426 nucleotides. RefSeq names its product 28S ribosomal protein L42, mitochondrial-like. The transcript has a single exon. Gene Ontology annotation, cellular component: mitochondrial large ribosomal subunit. The record is from RefSeq and is a predicted model, not a curated record. Lineage: Eukaryota; Metazoa; Chordata; Mammalia; Rodentia; Muridae. Bases 1 to 426 code for a protein of 141 amino acids.
AUGGCGGCAGCAGUGAAAUGGGAAAUAUCACUCAGAACUAUCUGGAAGCAUUUAUUUCCAAUCCAAAAUGGAGCUUUAUCUAGUGCUCAUCACAAAUCUACAUAUUCUUCUCUUCCAGAUGACUACAAUUGCAAGGUAGAGUUGGCUUUCACGUACGACGGCAGGACAAUAGUGUGCUACCACCCUUCCGUGGACAUCCCCUACAAACACACCAAACCUAUCCCUCAACCAGAUCUUCUGCAUAGUAACGAGGAAACACACGAGCAGAUACUGAGAACCAAGUUAGAAGGAAAUCGCAAGCAUCUUGAGCAAGGGCUCAUGACAGAACAACUCAGCAAGGUGUUCUUCACCGCAAAGCAUUGCUGGUACCCACAUGGACAGUAUCACAGACGCCGUAAGAAACUGAAUCCUCCCAAAGACAGGUGA